GCUUUGUUCUACAUCCACUUUUUUCUAGCUUUUUUUUUUUUAGAUGAAUUUCCGCCAUCCUUUAUAGAUAACUCCAAAACCGAAAGCCAUUGGACCGUCUCAUCUACCAGCUAUGUCGAUUGUUACAAGAUAAAAUACAGUUUCGAGAAGAAUAGCUUAUACAAGCAGUAUUUGUUGAAGAAAAAGCAGAUCUAAUGUAAAACAACUAACGUACUUACCACCAAGUUCCGAGGAGGAGAAAUACUACAGAAAGAUCCAAAACUAAAAGUGAACAAGACAACAGUUUCUUAUAUUUGUGGGAUGUAUCUUCGCCCUUGCUUUGGAUUGUGUGAUAAGAGUGGCAAAUGAAAGACCAGCCGCUCGAUGGCCAGCGAGGGAAGGUGGCAGCGCUCCACCCCACCAAGCCUAUAUGCUUGGAGAGCGUUAAGAGUGAACUGAAAAAUUCUGUUACUGGUACAACCAAUGCAACCAAUUUUGAUGAUGACUAUAAUGAAUGGGAGUUAGGAAUUGGUGAGCUUAUAAUAGAUUUAGACGCUGAUAUUGAAAAAAAUAACCAAAGAAGCGGUCAGCAUUCCCAGUCUAAAGGAAGUGGUAUUGUGAGUUCCGUUGGCGCAGUGUCUUUGAACCUUUUGUCCACUCAGGGGAUAAUUAGUGGAGGCAUGUCAAACUGUAAAUCACCACGAACAAAUUCUGGCGGAAGUAGCGCUGGAAGUUUGUCUAUUACUUCUGGAAGAAUGGGAAAUAUGGGUGCCUUAGUUGAACAUCAGGCAACUGUCGACAAAGGAUUAAAAAUGAAGAUAAAGCGAAAACACGUUGGCAGCAGAUCAUCCGAAGCAAAACUUGAAAUUGUGCAAUCCGACACCAAAACGAUCAGUGAAACAGUAGUUUCUUCUGCCAAUGGAGUUACUGGACCAGGCUCUUCAGAAGGCAAGUCCAAACACUCUUCCAGCAAAGGCCGGAGUAGUAGUCACAAAGAAAAGAAAGAUAAAAAUCGAGACAAAGAAAAAAAUAAAGCAUGUGAAAUAAACGGAAUUUUUGGAAUUACACCAAUAUCUGCACCAUCUUUAAAACUAACUGCCGAUAGUAUAUCAUUUUCUUCUUUACCCACACCCACAGUGAGUUUGGGCUUGCCUACUGGGCUAGUGUUGCCUAAAAGUGUAACCGAUAAUAGUGUUAUUCAUGAUGAUAUAAAGAGUACAAAUGUAACAGGAAGCUGUGCUUCAUCUUUAUUUAAUCACACAUCCAAGGUGGACUCGGAAUGUUCUUCCUCAUGUACAAAUAGUUCUGUUGUUUCAGUGCAAGAGGAUAUUACACAUGCCCCAUUAAAAAAGAAAUUAAAAGUGGAAAUGGAAGAAGAGAAAAAUGUGGACGACACAUUCUGUUCCCGAGAGACUAAAGAUAGCAGCACCAGCACCAGCGUGGGGACUUUGAUAGAACCAGAAUGUUUGGGACCAUGCGAACCAGGUACCAGCGUAAUAUUGGAAGGCAUUGUUUGGCAGGAAACAGACGGAGGAGUACUUGUGGUUAACGUAACGUGGAGAGGGAAGAGCUACGUUGGGACGUUACUAGACUGUACCAAACAUGAUUGGGAUCCACCAAGAUUUUGUGAAUCUCCUACCAGUGAUAUUGAUACCAAACCUACAAAAGGGCGAGGAAAAAGGGGAAGAGGGUCUUCAAAUUCAUCUGGUGAAGUACAAUAUUCAGACACAAGAACAGUUCAAAGUAAACUUCGAAAUGGCAAAGGGCGCAGGAAUGCAGUUAUUACUAAUGCUUCUAGAUUCACUGUGCCUAGUAAUCCAGUGAAGAGUGUUAGUGGCGCAACUGGGAGCGGUAAAAAGAAAGGAAGGUCUUCUGAUACAGAGACCAUUUCAUCGCCAAAUGAAGCCAAGUAUGUUAAGAAAAGCCGAUCUCAGAUGCGAAGCACUUCUUUACUUAGUACUACGUUGAAUCUUAAUACUGAGAUAUCUCAACCAAGUUCCCCGGAAUUUAUUGAGUGUCCCGAACCCAAUUGUAACAAGAAGUACAAGCAUAUCAAUGGUCUAAGAUACCAUCAGUCACAUGCCCAUAACAGUUCAGAUUCGGGUAAGGUAGACGAAGAAGGUAGAGAGCAAACUAAAGAUGUUAUGAACAAUUCUGAUAACAAUGAAAGUUUGCAAGAACCUUCAAGUGUACCACCUAGUCCAUCUCCAUCUUUACGAAGUUCUGCUUCACCUAGUCCUCUUUGUACAAGGGGUGAAAAACAGGGUGAAUCUUCAUUAGCUUCUUCUGGUUUGCGAAAUGAAGACUUAUCCACAUUUAAACCUCUUGCUUCAGGUUUAGAAUUAAGUGAAUCUCUUGAAGCGAGCAAGAGUAGUCCCAUUAUUCAGUUUGCUUCUGCUCCCAGUUUGUCAAGCUCCUCAACUGAAAAACCAAAUUUAGUGCCUUCAGAGUCAGUUGGGCAGUCACAUGUCUCAACAGAAUCCCCAGUAUCAUAUAUACCAGUCACAUUCAGCCAAUCUGUAGAACCAGAAAUUCAAAAUACGGUUUCGUAUUCUAUUUCAAAGACUUUCUCUCAGGUAUUGGGCAAUAUUUCUGUAUCUAAUGAUCCACCUAGUACAUUAAAUACCACAGCAAACACGUCAAUUCCUUCUGUAACCGUCAGCAUUCCAACUUCUCAAUUUUUAUCAUUUGGACAAGGUCAGAGCCAGCCGAAUUUAUUAGCUACAACAAAAGCAGUGAUAACCCCUAAUAUAUCAGUAUCAUUAUCCACUGUCCAGCAAAUAUCACCAACAAGUAAUUUAAACACAGUAGCAUCUUUAACCUCAGCUGGAGUUCCAGCAUCUUUCACAUCAGAAAAGAAUAAGUCAAAACAGGAAAAACUAGAAAAGACAAAGUUGAAGUCUUCGACCAUUAGACCAAUUGUACCAGCCCCUAUUGGUCAAAUAAUAACCACAGCAACGAGUACCCCUAUUACUCAUCCAACAUAUGGUCAUAAUGGACAUUCAAUGGUUACCUCAUCUUUAAAGCCAAUUCAACCAAAACCUACUAUUCUUGGUGAACCAACAACAAUAAAUCCAGUUUUGGAAGGUUUGAAGAAAGAAAAAAAUAGACAUAAGAGAAAAAGCAAAGAAAAGGAAAAGGAUAAAAAAAUAACUUCAGUUGGUAACUCUGACAAGAAACCUCUCGAUGGUGUAAAACCUUCUUUAGUUCAUUCCUUUCCAAUUAAACACCUACAAAAUAUGAAUUUAAACCCUAUCAGUAGAACUAGUAAAGAACACCAAGAACUAGUAACGACAAAUACAGGGGUUAAGAUUCCCUGCGAACUUCAUCUAGAAAUAAACACCAUUGAUUCCAGUAAUAUUAGCGAGAAUGUUCAAAGCCCAGCAUACUCUGACAUUUCUGAUGAUAAUGAAACAGCUCCUGUCCUGGAAUCAGAAAUGCAAGCUGCAAAGUCUAAAGAGGACAAAGCCACAGACCCUGAAAAUCAGGCUACACCAACAAAAUUAAGUCCUUAUGGUAUGUUUUCUUACUACAGUCCUCCUCCCUAUCUAAUUCCUGCUGCACCUCCACCAGUAUCUGUAUCAUUACCUUGUCCUGAGAAACCUGAUAUUGGCAAAAACUUUGCAAUUGACAAAAAUAAGGAAAAUAAAACGAGGCCAGAGAAAUCUCUGAAUUCUAGCAAAGAAAAAGAAAGUAUCUCUCAUGAAUUUAUUGAACAGAAAAUUGCACGUGAAGAACACAUUAAAUCAUCAAGUACGUCAACAAUGGAUGACAGUUACGGCGCUGCUACAUUACAACACACGUAUCCAUAUUCAUACAGUUUUAUUCCAGGUUAUCCUUGUGGUGUGGAUCCAUCCUACCAUAUGCGUUUGUUAGCCACUGAUCCACAUUACAAACAACAAUGUGAACGAUACAUUAAAGACAAAGGAAAGCUUCUGCAAGACCACUCAGAAAGACAAGAGCUCCAUAACAUUUCAAAAGAUAAUCGAUGCAUUGAUGGAAAAGACAGAAACAUUUCCACUGAGAAAAUUUCUCCAAUUAAUCCAGUAGCAGGAAUAGACUGUGCUUCAGAUCUUACUCUUAAUAAAAAAACAUCUCUUAACGCUUCAGCACAUCAUCACAAAGAACGAGGAAGAGAUCAUCAAAAUUCUGGAUCUGUAAACACAAGGAUAGAAACGUCACUCUCUGUUUUACCUUCUCUUAAGGAAAAGCAAAUUGAAAAUCAUCAAAUACUAAAAGAAAAUAUCGAAUUAAAAUCACAAAUGGACAACAAAUCGAAAUUAAACCAGUUAGAAGCUGUAAGAUUAUAUAAGCGCGAACUAGAAAUCCAAAGAUAUAAUAUGUUACGUAAUCAUUAUAUGGAUCAGCAGAAAUCUGACUGUGAGUCACAAACAUCUGUUAACCCACUUCAGCAAAAUGAACAUACUUUACAUCCAGAUUCACGUUCGUCUUCCAGAAAGCUGAGUCCAUUAAAUGAGGCAAGCAAACUAUCUUCUGUUAUAAAUUCUCCCAAGAAUGACCUUCAUAAGUUUAUAUCAAGGUCGAUAUCUAGCACUAGUCCUAAACCAGUCUCUAAAGACUUGAUGUCCUCACACAGUAAGGAUCACAACAAUUCCUCUUCAAGUAGUAGUAGUAUCGGAAAUGCAAAAAAAGACAACAUGAAUUCCAAUCCAGGGAAAUAUCAUGAAACACCUGAAAUUAAAAGUGAAAAGAAGAACAAUCCAGAGGGACAAAAGCCAACAAUGGAAACUACUGGACCACCUCCACCUCCAACUAAUAGUUAUGGCUACUUGCACCCCUCUUAUCUUGAGCCUCCACAUUUUGGACAUAUGCCUUUUGAGGGACAUCCCAUGUACAGAACUGGACUCAAUCCUAUGUUAAUGUCUUCUGGAGCACCAUAUGGUAAUCCAUCGUACUUGCAUCCCCAACUUCGUUAUCAUGUUUCUCCAGGACCUUGUGAUAUUCCACCUCACUCUCAAGCUUCACCAGCUACUAUGGUACCAAAAGUAUCAUCUAAUGCACCAAAAGCUUUGGACCUGUUACAUCAAGUAUCUCAGCAUUAUUCUUCCCACAAAAUCCACGAACUUCAAGAUAGAGCUAUGAUUUCACCAGGCCCCAUUUCAACACCAUCAAGUACUAUUGCGUCAGCGAGUUCCAGUAAACCAUCUUCGGACACCACCACAACUACUUCCAAACAAGAAACCAGUUCGUCAGGGGACAGAUCACAUCUACCUCCACCGCAGCGCCACCUUCACACGCACCAUCACACCCAUGUAGGAGUGGGUUAUCCACUCUAUGACCCUUAUGGUGCAUUGAUUGCCUCACAGCAUGCAGCGGCUAGCAGUGUUCAUGCUUUUUCUCCGUCUAAAUGAAACCUUGUCUUGGGAUACAGAACUGUUGUUCAACAUAAGUGAACAGAUGUGUUGGUUAUCAGAAACGUUUCUCGAAACACUUAGCUUUUUCUCUAUAUAAAAGACUUUUGUAUGAACUUAGAAGUAAACCAGUAUAAAAGUGGAUAAUUCCAUCGCUUUUCAGCAUGCUUCUGGAUGACGUUGACAACUGAAUAGUGUUUACUAAUCCCUGGUGGUCACAGAAAGCUUCGAUAUGUCGACGUUCUGGUAUUUCAUUCCCGGGAAAGACUGCCUUCAUGUGUAGCUCAAUGUAGCCUGCUUCAAGGAUCAGAACUGAAAGAAUAUUCCCUGCUGUACAUCGCAUCAUCACCUUACUAGCCUAAGAAAACAAAAAAUGGUUAAAAGUUACAUUCAGAUUUAGUAGUGUACCAUAUUUAAUUACGUUUAAAAACUGUAAAGUCGGUGAGUCAUGAGAUGAGAGUAUCUUCUUGACCAACAAAGUUUUGUUUUUUUCAACGUACAUUUUCAUACUUGAGAUUAUUAUUCAUGGGUGUAUAAAACAUAAAGAGAACUUUAGGAGAAUAGUGUGUCUACUGUAAGAUAGUGUGUGCGUAUCUAUAUACAUGCACAUUUUCAUUAAUAUAGGCUUAAGUCUGGUGUUGUCUGUAAAUAGUUACUGUUCUAGAGAAAAGGUGCUAGAUACGUUGUUUAUGAUCAACAGCUUAUAUCAUGGUUGAUAAUCUAUAUAUCUUGCAACAUGGCAACAUCUAGUUGUGAAUGUACAGUGGGUGUCACACAUUAUGUAAGUGCACGUAAAAGUGUUGUAAAAAUAUAAAUAUAUAUAACGAUAGCCUUUUUAUUUGGGUAUAUUAUUGUGUCAGAUACACUGCCAAUGUUUGAUUUAAAGAAGGCUUGAGUCAUUUGUAAAGCUAGUUUUGUGUAUAAAAAGUAACGCACAUCAAAUCGUUUUUAAUCAUAUGAGGUGAAAGUAUGAAAGUAUUACUUAUUUUUCAGUUUUCCCACAAUUCUAGUGAUCAUAAUUAUACAUUAACGUACUUUAUUUCAAGAAGAUUUAACGAAACUGAAAAGCGAUGAGUGAUUUUUGUUAAUGCAGAAACAAAGUCAUUUAAAUAAUUUGCUUCCUUGUGCCAAAUGUUGCAAGAUUUAUUCUUUUUUUUUUUUUUUUGGUUAAAGCAAAACUUUGAGAUGUUUUAUGUGCCAAACUCUGAGCAUAAUUUCAUUUUAAUGUUUUUUGGGUUCCAGUUUUUAUUCGUUAAAAAAAAUUAAGUUUUUGUAUGAAAAAUAUGCAUCGUAAACGUGAAAAAGAACUUUCAACAGAAGUUGUUGAUAGUUAUAAUAAUCCAAGUUAAAUUUUACACGUUUUAGUUUGACCAUGUAAAAAAACGUACUGUCUUUUUUUUAAUAUGAUAAUUGUAAAAAAUUAUUUAAUAUUGUUAUUAUGUACAUGUAUAAAUUUGUUCGUGGUACCAUUUCCUACUUUACUCUUUAUUCUGUUAGUUUCAGUACUAAUGUGCAUGUUACAGCCAUGAACCAUUUGGAAUUAUUCAUAAGUAUACUUCGUUUAUUUCAUUUGCAAGAUUUCCUGUUUAUUAACGCGAAGUUUAUCGAGUUAAAUGUGUGAUACUAAUAAGCAAACGAGUACUGUGGAAGUCCCUGAAAAGUUUAACUGACGACGGAGAGGGAAUUUUGUAUUUGUUAUUGCCUGCCCAAAAAUAUAAUUAUGUAAAACUUAAGAAUGGUUGAUUUUUUUUUCUAUAGCACACAUGUUGAAUAGUGAACUUAUCUUUUAUAUAAGAUAGUUUGUCUUUACAUCCACCUUUUGGAGAAUAUGAUCACUGUAUUUGAAUGUGUUUGUGUGUAUAAAGUUUUUAAUUUUUAUUCAUAUACUUUUCAGGUAAGUGGUGGUAGAGCAUUUUCUGUAUGUUUUGAUUGGCGUUUCACAUUUAACGUUUCUGACAAGUCACCUUAUUGUACAGAAUAGUACUUUGUAAACAUGUAAGAAUACUGUAUCAUGUAUAUAAUGUAGUUUUUAAAGAUUCUUUCUUUGAAAAAAAGUAAUUUCUUUCUCGCUGGUGUUCAGAUACUGUGUUUUUAUGGAACAGAAGUAAAAAGCUUUUAGCACCAAAUGAACGAUUUUCUGAUUUAUAAACCAUCUUAACCUUUACACAUUAGUAUUUUAGAACAAGUUGGUUAACAUAACUUAGUCACAUAUAAGCUAAUAUUUUUUUAAAGAUUCAUAAACUUUUUUUUCAAAACACCGGUAAAACGCUUG
Molecule: messenger RNA, 7623 nt
Organism: Limulus polyphemus (Atlantic horseshoe crab)
Lineage: Eukaryota; Metazoa; Arthropoda; Merostomata; Xiphosura; Limulidae
Product: zinc finger protein 608-like
Exons: 5
Coding region: 345-5351 (1668 amino acids)
Biological process (GO): regulation of transcription by RNA polymerase II
Cellular component (GO): nucleus
Source: RefSeq, a predicted model, not a curated record